Molecule: messenger RNA, 2720 nt
Organism: Saccoglossus kowalevskii
Lineage: Eukaryota; Metazoa; Hemichordata; Enteropneusta; Harrimaniidae
Product: otoferlin
Biological process (GO): plasma membrane organization
Cellular component (GO): membrane
Source: RefSeq, a predicted model, not a curated record
GGUAAAUCUGAGUUCAUUGGUAGAGCAUUGGCCAAUCCUGUCAUCAAAAUGGUCAGUGAUCCAUAUGACAAACCUGAUUUUCCCCCGUUACUUGAAUGGUUCAGUGUAUACAGAGGAUCUAAUGCUGCCGGAGAAUUGUUAGCAGCUUUUGAAUUGUUACAGUUACCAGCACCGGGUGAUACAAGGCAUGACCAUAACCUACCACCAGGUGUGCCAGCAAUUGAUAAAACCAGUGACAGAGGUCCUAUCAUACCUGUACCAAGAGGUAUCAGACCAAAUCUCAGUAAACACAAGAUUGAGAUACUAUUCUGGGGAGUUCGUGACAUGAAACGCUUACAGCUAACAUCAGUAGAUCGUCCAAGAGUGGACGUGGAAUGUGCCGGACGGGUAAUCACCUCAACUGUUAUUGAGAAUGCCAAAAAGAAUCCGAACUUUACACAACCUGUCAAGUAUAUAGAAGUGGAGCUGCCAGAGCGAGAGAUAUACUGCCCGCCAAUUUCUAUACGUGUUGUAGACUGUAGAACAUUUGGUCGAUUUACAUUGGUUGGAACACAUGUGAUUAACAGUAUCCAGAAAUUUAGGUACAUACCAAAAGUGAGGAAACCUGAAAGGAAGUUAUUGACAUCAAUUCCAGGACAAGGAACACCUCGGGGAUCAGUGCAAGGUUUGUCACAUCCAACUAAACCUAAUAACGUCACUCCCCCAUUGGAUUCAUCACCAGGACCACAUCAACCAUUGAUCAAGGACAACCAUGUGAUUGACAUCCCAGUUCCACACAAGGGCAAAGACACUAAAACAGACAAGGAUGCUGAUAAUAAGAAAAAGAAAAAGAAAGAAGAUGAUGAUUUUGAUGAGAGUACCCUUGAUUGGUGGUCCAAAUACUUUGCAUCUAAGGAAGCACUCAGACAGGAACAGCAGGAAAAGCUAGAACAGCAGGGAGAUGUUGGACCUGUUGAUGCCUUGGAUCUAGACAAUCAAAUACCGGAUACUCUGACAACUGUAAAUGGUAAUAUUGGUGAGGGUCAAAUGCCAAAUGGAGACUUUCAGGGCCCAACUGAUUCCUUGACUGUUAUCAAUGAAACUGGUAAUCAAGAUGGAAAAAAAUUCAAAAAUGUUGCCACAGGAGUUAAACUAGCUGUAAAAUUAUCACCCAAGCCUCAUAAAAAAGGAAAGAAAAGUAAUGCUGCUCAGAUGAAGAUUUAUCCAUGUGAAUUGGAACAAGUUCCUGAAUUCAAUGGAUUCAAAGAGUGGCUUCAUACAUUUGAGUUGUAUCGUGGUAAGAAUACAGGAGAGGGUGCAGAAGAUAAUGAAAGCAGAGUGGUUGGAAAAUUCAAGGGUUCGUUGAUGGUUUACAAGUGGCCAUUACCAGAAAACAUUGAGGAUUCUACGCCAUUUGGUGCAGAUCCCAUGUUUGGUUUCUUUUCCGGGUUACCUAGCAACGAUCCCAUUCAUGUCAUGGUUCGUGUUUACAUUGUGAAAUCUACAGAUCUUCAUCCGGCUGAUCUGAAUGGCAAAGCUGAUCCAUAUUUGAAAAUACUUCUUGGUCGUCAUAUAGUGAAUGAUAAAGAAAACUAUAUAUCUAAACAACUUAACCCUGUAUUUGGCAAAUGUUUUGAGUUUGAGUGUACAUUUCCACAAGAGUCUAUGCUAACAGUACAAGUUUUUGAUUGGGAUCUUGUGGGAGUAGACGAUCUGAUUGGUGAAACUAAGAUAGAUCUUGAGAAUAGAUAUUACAGUCGACAUAGAGCAGUGUGUGGUAUUUCAGAGGAGUAUGCAAUACAUGGCUACAAUACAUGGAGAGAUCCAAUGAAACCUACACAGAUACUAGCUAAACUAUGCAAAGAAUUUAAAGUGGAUGGCCCCCAUUACACACACUCUAAAGUACGGGUUGCUGAUCAGUCUUACACUGGUAGAACAGAUGUAGAAGAUGAAAAUGGUCACAAGAAACCAACUGAUGAACACCUGGCUUUGGAAGCUUUGAAACAUUUUGAUGAAAUUCCUAAAGUUGGAAGCAAAUUGGUACCAGAACAUGUAGAAACAAGACCACUUUAUAACCCUGCUAAACCCGGAAUUGAACAGGGAAAAGUUGAAAUGUGGGUUGAUAUAUUUCCGAUGGAUAUGCCAUGUCCCGGAGCUCCAGUUGAUAUAUCACCACGGAAACCAAAGAAAUAUGAAUUGAGAUGUAUUAUAUGGAAUACUGAUGAUGUUGUCUUAGAAGAUGAUGCUUUCUUUACGGGAGAGAAGAUGAGUGACAUCUAUGUCAAAGGGUGGCUGAAAGGAAGUCAAGAUGAUGUACAGAACACAGAUAUCCAUUACAGGUCUCUGACAGGAGAGGGGAAUUUCAACUGGAGGUUUGUUUUCCCGUUUGAGUACCUUGCUGCUGAGGAGAAGAUUGUUAUAUCUAAGAAGGAAUCAUUGUUUUCCUGGGAUGAGUCGGAAUACAAAAUUCCUCCAAGACUCAAUUUACAAGUUUGGGAUGCUGACCAUUUCUCAGCAGAUGACUUCUUAGGGGCCGUAACUCUGGAUUUAAAUAGGUUUCCGCGUGGAGCCAAGUCAGCAAAGCAGUGUUCUUUGGAUAUGUUGAAAACUGAUGGAUCAGUUCCUCAAGUUUCACUUUUUAAACUGAAGCGAAUCAAAGGAUGGUGGCCAUUUGCAGCUAAAGAUGAGAAUGGUGAUGAAGAUGAGUUGACGGGUAAAGUAGAAGCAGAACUUCAUCUGCU